This is a messenger RNA of Anguilla anguilla (European eel), 4797 nucleotides long. Its product is annotated as F-BAR and double SH3 domains protein 2. The transcript is spliced from 20 exons. The record is from RefSeq and is a predicted model, not a curated record. The coding region runs from base 295 to 2586 and encodes 763 amino acids. Gene Ontology annotation, cellular component: neuromuscular junction; recycling endosome. Gene Ontology annotation, biological process: neuromuscular synaptic transmission; regulation of actin filament polymerization. NCBI's taxonomy places the organism in Eukaryota, Metazoa, Chordata, Actinopteri, Anguilliformes, Anguillidae. Gene Ontology annotation, molecular function: protein binding.
AGCUUUUUUGUUGUUGCGAUCUCCGUCCUCGCUGAAUUUCCCAUUCCCAAUUCACGUUGUUACGUUUUCCCCCACAGCCAGCUACUCACUACUGUCAGCUCUGCAGAGUUUUGUUGGAGGAUAGACUGACUGGAGUGCGGUGUAUCAUGGCCGCCUGACUGAGAUAAAUUUACCCACACUUUUUUUCCUCAAUUUUUUUGGGGAAACGCAUUUAUAUAUAUAAACGUUAAAGCUUCCCUUUGGUUUAAUAUAAUUACCAGAAACAGGAUUUAUCAUUCAUGUCAAAGCUUAAACAUGCAGCCACCACCGAGGAAGGUCAAAGUCACUCAAGAACUGAAGAACACUCAUGCUGAGCAGAUGGCUAAACUCAAUAUCAAACAUCAGACUGAGUGUGACCUACUGGAAGACAUGAGGACAUACAGUCAGAAGAAGUCGGCCAUAGAGAGAGACUAUGCACAGGCUUUGCAAAAGUUGGCCAGUCAUUACCUGAAGAGGGAAUGGCCAGGCAUGCAAAUGGAAGAACGGACCCAUUCUCAGAACGUCUAUGCCGUGUGGAGGUCGUACCUGGAGAGCACCGUGCAGCUGACCCAGGCGCGCAUGAACAACUGCGAGAACUACAAGAACAAGAUCGCGGACCCCGCCAAGUCUUCCAGGCUGUGCAAGGAGCAGCAGCUGAAGAAGUGCAUCGACCAGCUGAGCUGCGUUCAGGUGGAGCUGCAGCACACGGUCAAAGAGCUGACCAAGUCCCGGAAGAAGUACACCGAGGCGGAGCAGGUGGCCCAGGCCGUGAGGGAGAAGGCCGACCUCGAGGCCAGGUCUAAGCUGAGUCUGUUUCAGUCCAGGAUAAGCUUACAGAAAGCCAGUGUGAAGUUAAAAGCAAAGAGGAGCGACUGCAAUGCAAAAGCCACACAUGCCAGAAAUGAGUACCUUCUCACGCUGGCAGCCGCUAACGCGCACCACGACCGCUACCAUCAGACUGACCUGAUUGACUGCAUCAAGGUCCUGGACGGCAGCGUUUAUGAUCACUUUAAAGACUAUUUGACGACGUUCUGCCGAGCUGAGCUGGAAAUGUACCAGGCCAUCCAAAGCAUGUUCCAGGCCGUCCUGGAGAAGUCCAGCAGGGUGACACAAGACUUCAACCAGCAGGUGUUUCUGCGGGAGAACCCGGUGUUCUGCAGUCCCCCGGCCUUCCAGUUCCAGCCCUGCGAGAGUGACGCGGGCCGGCAGCUGCAGACUGAGACGGGGACCGCGGAGGAGCACAGCCUGAACAAGGAGGCCCGUAAGUGGGCCUCGCGCGUGGCCCGCGAGCACAAGAACAUCAUCCACAGCCGCAGGACUCUGGAGGAGUGUGAAAUGCAGGGGGUCCACCCUUCAGAACACAACCAGGGUGACUUGGAGCAGAGGGUGGAGGAGGCAAGGAAAGCCAUCCGAAAGGCUGAGACUGUGAAGGUGAAGGCGGAGGCGCGGCUCAAUCUGCUGCGAGACGCGGGCGUGUCGGUGGACACCUGGCUCAAGAGCGCCAUGAACCAGGUGAUGGAGGAGCUGGAGAACGAGCGCUGGGCCUCCCUGCCCACCCUGACUGCACAUGAUCCUUCACUCUCGACUGUCUGUGACGAUGAGAGAGAAGAUGGCGAGGACUUGGAGGAGAGCAUGGAGACGUGUGACGACAGCAGCUCCAGUCCUUCGGGCACUUUAGGGCGCAACUACCCUCUAACCUGCAGAGUGCUGUACUCAUACAAGGCCUGCCAGGCAGAUGAACUGACCAUUGAGGAGCAAGAGGUGCUGGAUGUCAUUGAGGAUGGUGACAUGGAAGACUGGGUGAAGGGAAGGAACAAGGCGGGCCAGGUGGGCUACGUCCCGGAGAAGUACUUGCAGUUCCCCGCCUCCAGCAGCCUUCUGAACAUGCUGCAGACCCUGGCCGCCCUGGACGCUCGAUCCCACUCCUCCAGCAACUCCACCGACCCUGAGCUGACCUCAGGCAGCAUGAACGGAGAUGCAAACUUGAGCUUUGUGAAGGCCUUGUACGACUACGAGGGCCAGACGAACGACGAGCUGUCCUUUCCAGAGGGAGCCAUCAUCCACGUCCUCAACAGAGACAACCACGAGGACGACGGCUUCUGGGAGGGCGAGUUCAACGGCCGCGUGGGCGUCUUCCCUUCCGUGCUGGUGGAGGACCUGGCAGAGUCUGAGAACGGGGACGAGAAGAGUGGUUCUGAAGCAGAGGUCUCCCCCUCUCAGUGUCCUCCAUGCCUCCUGCCCCCUCCGCCCCUGAGCACCCAGCCUCCCUGCAGUCCAGACAGGAGCCCCGGGACUCCAUGCAGUCCCCACACCGCCCUGCAACGGAGCGCCACCGUGUCUCUCCCUGCCUCGCCUGUCAACGGGGAGAACAGGGGUCCUCCCAGAGCAGGGAAAGGCCCCGCCCUCAGCCACAGCAGCAGCUUCUCCCAGCCUCCGAGGUCUAUUUCAGACGGAAGUCUCGGGAAACUACGCCCUGUGCGUGCGGCUCCCCCUCCCCCGAAGCAGCAGCCACGCAAGCAGGUGGAGAAGACAGAGAAGACAGAGGAGGUGGAGAUCACACUGGUGUGAAGCCACUGCCCUGGUUGACUCAUUGACUUAACUGGACCUGGCUCCUUUUUCUCAUGAGAAUCAGCAGGAAAACCACAGGCCCUUCCUCCCUGCUUGCAGGGGCGGAGCUAGAAGAGGGCAGGCAGACUCUGGAGUCACAAGUGUGUUUAGUGCCAUAAUUGCACAGCUCUCUCCUUAGAUGGGCAUUUGAAUUGUAGAAAUUCAGUCUUGAGAAAGAGGAAUGUGUGUCAUUGAAAUGGAGGGGUUGGGGGGGUGGGGGGGCUCAGCUACUUGUAGUCAUGUCAGUUGAAUUUAAUAGUACAGUAUAUUACUGUUGUAGGAAUGUUCAAAACUGGUGCAAAAAAUUUCAUGUUCACUGUCAUACAAAAUGGGUUCCUCAGCUUGUCUAUGGUAGAAGGUGUUGAAAUCUGUAGGUAAAGGGGGACUAGUGGAAUGUUACAGGCUGCUGUAUAAGGAGAGGAGGCUGGUUCCUCAUUACUAGGUUUGCAUUUUGCACCGUUUUUCUUGUCCCCCCUCCCCCCACCCAUAAUAAAAUAAGGUCUCUAUUCUAUUGUCUCAUAAGGGAAAAGUGGCAAUCUGAAAAUGAUACAUAUUACACUUUUUUUUAGAACAACGAUCUGCAUUACUACUAAUAUUUAAAUCCUCAGAAGAAAGGGAAAACUGCUUUUCAGAUGGAGCUAUAUGCUGUGUUCUCACUUUCAGUUCAUACCAGUCAAUGAUUAUUUGAGCGUACAUUGGAAGUGUAUUUUAUCUGUUAUGUUCUCUGUGUACACCUUGCUGAGGAUGUGCUCUUUAAGUAGCCAGGUCUGUUGAAUAUGAUAUCAUAUUUCGUGUUACACAAAGUUUUUGAACAGCUUAUAGUAGCGUUUCAGGUGCAACAUCCACAAAGUUACUUUCACACCAGCGUUCUCAUCUUCAACACUAACCAAAUGUCCUUUGUUACAGCCUGUACUAUCCCAAUAAUAGAAACCAGUCAGUACACUUAUACAAAACAGUCCAUGUACAAGAUCCAGUCAGGAACUGGCAGAACAUUGGUCUGGCUACUGGGACGUUCGCACAGAAAUGCGAUCUGCUUGAAUUGGCUCAUUUAAUUGAACGCAUCCACCUGUACGACGAUAUUCUUGUCAGCACUUUUUUUUGUUGUUGUACUGUUUUAUGACCUCUGCAGUAUUGUUCGCUUGUAUGACUGAUCCCUGUGGAUGCUUUGUCACAUGAUUAUGUGGACUUGUAUGUAUGUCAGUUUUUUAGUCUGAAGAAUGCAUGUCUGAGGCCUUUCUGUGAUUGACCUGGCCAAUUGUGGCAGUUUCUGUUUUUGAUUUCUACGCCCUUGAAAUAAUGGCAGACAUCUGUUUCUUUGAGAAGGCCAAUAUUGUUUUGUGUAAUAUUUUCAGUAAUGGUUGCCCAAUUUUUGAAAAAAGAAAAUAGAAGGUUAUUCUAAUAAUAGGCUAGUUAAUUUUCAUGGUUGCUGGGAUAAAGGGAUGAAUCUUGAAUAAACUUAAGUGACUCCCACUCACCGUAUCUUGCAGUAAUGUUGUGUUUAUUUGUGCUGACUUUUCUAUCAAAAUACCUUCAUCAAAGCAUGAUAUGAAGGUUUUUUGACCGAAACGUCAGCACAAAUAAUCACUGGAGUACAGCAAGCUAAGGUGUGCAGGAGUCAUUUACAUUUAUUUAAAAAGAAAAGGGAAUUUUAAAAACGAUGUAGUUUUUGAAUAAAUGGUGAUUAAUUUGGAUUAAAUAAAACAAUGGUUUUGAAGUUAGUUCUUUAAAGUGGAGGAAACAUGGAUAUCUGUAUCCUCUCCAUCUCGCUGACCCCUUGCAAAUUUUAUCAAACGUUUUUAAGUUUAUGGUUUACAGUGUCUGUCAUUUCAAAUAUUGUCACAAGAAGUUAAAAGAUUAUUCUUUUUAAAAAUAAAAAAGUUGCAUGCCUGUAUUUUAAUUGUUUUUAUUAUUAUUAUUAUUAUUAUUAUUAUUAUUAUUUGAAUAUGAUUCAGAGCUGCUAGAAGACCCAUUAUAACAGCCAGCCUUCAAGGUUUCACAUCACUGUUUUACCAUGUCAGAGAACAGUGGUUCAGAAUCAAUUCUGUGUUCUUUCACAUCACUGUAUUGCCACAUGUCCGAGAACAGUGGUUCUGAAUGUGUUCUGUAUUGUCUUGGCUGUUGAGUUUGUACUUAAUAUGUACAAAUAUUAAAUAAAAAAAACAUCUCAAUUGU